This is a messenger RNA of Nothoprocta perdicaria, 2472 nucleotides long. It is a transcript of the gene LRRC49, whose product is annotated as leucine rich repeat containing 49. Gene Ontology annotation, molecular function: protein binding. The record is from RefSeq and is a predicted model, not a curated record. The coding region runs from base 1 to 2073 and encodes 690 amino acids. The transcript has 15 exons. NCBI's taxonomy places the organism in Eukaryota, Metazoa, Chordata, Aves, Tinamiformes, Tinamidae.
AUGGCCGGGGCCGCCGCCGCUUCCGCGCGGCUGGCGCGGGGCGGCUCCCCCGCGGCCGGCCCCGCCUCGGCGCCGGAGCUGGAUCCGGAGCUGGAUCCGGAGCGGGGCGGGCUCCGCGCGGCGCUGAGCGCGGGCCCCGGCCCCCCCGCCGCCAGCAGAGCCUGCCCCGCGCUGACCCGACCGGGGAGGUUUGAAUUCAGGAUAAAUAAAGAGCAGUCAUCUUUCCACAAUAGACUUCUGCAGCAUGAUCUGGAAAAGAACUAUUCAGGAAGGCAAGCUGAAGAAAAAAUACUGAACUCUGAUAGGCUUACCUUGGAAAGACAAAAAUUGACGGUGUGCCCAAUUAUUGAUGGAGAAGAUCAUCUUCGCCUCUUGAAUUUUCAGCAUAACUUUAUAACUCGGAUCCAGAAUAUUUCUAAUCUACAGCAUCUUGUUUUCUUAGAUUUAUAUGAUAAUCAGAUAGAGGAAAUCAGUGGGCUUUCAACUCUGAGAUCUCUACGAGUCCUUUUGCUGGGGAAGAACAGAUUAAAGAAAAUCUCAAAUCUGGAGAACCUWAAAAAUCUUGAUGUUUUAGAUCUUCAUGGAAAUCAGAUCACUAAAAUAGAAAAUAUCAACCACUUGGGUGAACUGAGAGUGUUAAACCUUGCCAGAAACCUGCUAACCAUCGUAGACAACAUUAAUGGACUGGAUUCGCUCACGGAGCUCAACCUUCGACAUAAUCAAGUCUGUUCUAUAAAAGAUGUGGAUACUUUGCCCUGUCUCCAGCGUUUGUUCCUCAGCUUCAAUAACAUAUCUAGUUUUGAGGAUAUUCUGUGCCUUGCUGAUUCCUCAUCCUUGUCAGAUAUCACCCUUGAUGGCAAUCCAAUAGCUCAGGAGACAUGGUACAAGCACACUGUUCUCCACCAUAUGAUGCAGCUCCGACAGCUAGAUAUGAAGAGAAUCACAGAAGAAGAAAGGCGCAUGGCAUCAGUUGCAGUCAGGAAAGAGGAAGAAAGGAAGCGUGAAAGCCAUAAACAGACUUUGCUUAAGGAAAAGAAACGAUUAACGAUCUGUAACAUUGCUCGUCAGUGGGAGAUACAGCAGAAUCGAGUAGCCCUUGUGGGUUCUUUGAAUACGAAUAAGGAUAAUGAGCCAUGUCAGAUCAAUGGCAGUGCUGCAUAUGUAUUUCCUGAAGAAAGCAGGUCUCUUGAUACACUGCUGAGCAGUGCAGUACAAGGCUUGUCUGUUCUUGAGUCUCACUUGGUAGAGGUAGAAGGAGAUACCCUUUACUUGUAUGGUUCUGGAGCACUGGAGUGCCUGGAUCGAAACUGGAGUGUUCAAACAGCUGCCGCUGUUGUCACAGUCUCCUUUAUGUUCAUGGAGUUUGAUGAAAUUGUUCAAGUGUUAACAAAGUUGAAGACCAAAUUUCCUAAUUCYGUGCACCUGAAGUUUAAGGAAACGAAUCUUGUGGCACUGCAGCAAUUCAAUGCAUUAGCCCAAGUGAAUCGCAUUGAACAGYUGACUGUUGACCCUCAGGGAAAUCCAGUUGUCAGCUUCACUUUGUGGAAGUACUAUGUUCUGUUUAGACUGAACCAUUUUAAUCUACAGAAGAUAAAUGGAAUAGAGGUUACUCAAAAUGAUAUUGUAAUGGCUGAAAGGCUCUUUGGCAUUUUGGCCUAUGUAGCAUCUUCUGAGCUGCCGCACUAUCGUAUGCUUCCACUGCUUGGGGAAUCUAGGAGGAAGCAAUUUCACUAUCUGCUAGAGGGAAAGGGAAAGAAAUCUGGAAUUGGAAAUGAGGAAGGUAGUGAUAACAGAGCUGGAGGAGAAAGCACAGCUCGAGCCACAUUGAAUUACAGUACCAAGGACUUUCAUAUGGAAAAGCUUGAGGAAAUCAAGGGAAGAAGAACACUUUGCCAGACAUACGUCGAGAACUUAGUGAAAGAAGCUGCUGACAUCAAUUUGAAAAACGAGUCCUUGCAGAAGCUCUGGCCUCAAAUGUUCAUUGAGCUUGUCAGAGAUGCAGUGGUAGAAAUACGCAAUAAAAAUUCCUACAUGAAACUCUGCUUGCAGCGAAUUGCUGACCAAAAAGAGUAGACUUGAGACCUGUUGUUUUUGCAAGCAUUUGGUUUCAGUAUUGUAUGAUGUGUUGCAGGCUUAAAAGAAUAGAACAUAAAAUUAACAUGAAUAUAGAAAACUUCUCCCUUCCCCUUCUCCCCCUGCUUCUCCCCCUUUGGGAUGCCUUUAAAUUUUAAUGAACUCUGUUUCCACUGCUUUCUUCUCAGUAGUUUUCAAACAAACUUUACUUGUAUAAAGCUUUAACAAUGCUUAUUUGUUAAGUAAGCAUUUGGCUGAAGUAAUAGCAUUGAAGUAAGUUGGUGAUUAUGCAAUGGCAUAAAUGUUUUAAUAAGCUCUUGUUUAUUUUUUUCUGCUACCCUUGCUGUUCUAAUGCUGCAACAUUGAUUUCAAGGAACGUAUUUAUUAUUUUUUAUUGAA